AAGCAAAGUCCUAGUCGUGUGACUUGUAGCUUAAUUCAGUUUCAGUCCACCCCGAGCGCGAAUGGUGUGAAACACUCUGCACAGCUGAAAAGCUGCAAGUCAAUGACCUCGGCAUUCAGUCAUUAUCAUCAACUAGAACAAGCACCAUGAGCCUGUGAACUGCUCUUUCGACACUCGUGUACUUCGCAGUGUCGCCCUGACACGGUUCUUGUAUGAUACAGUGACCUGUGGAACUUUUGUUGUUGUGGCUGGGAUGGGGUUUAGUAAUGAUGCCGAUCCUCCAAUCACCUUGAAGAGCGUUGCUGUCUUGAAUCAAAAUGAUGUCCCCUUCCUUGGUAUUCCUCCUUUCCACAUGGCUGUAUCUGUCCCUGACUCUGUUCUUAAAUGGUCCGUAUGGUACCUCAGGCGAAGCUCUGCCGGGUAGGAGAUCAUUCUGACAAAGUUAACUUCCAUCAUCUGGAUGGUUUAUUGGGUGUUAGAUUGACAAGCUGCAUUGCCUCAAACAUCAUGGUUUGCAACUCAUUGGUCUCCGACAGCUGCAUUUAGCGCUUUCUUGAUGGAUUUCACAAAUGCUUCUGUUACGCCACUCAUCCAUGGAGCAUCGCCUGCAGUAAAAUUGCCGUUUGAUUUUAUGCUUCCCAUCAAAUGCCUGGAGUUUGUGCUGGUCUAGCCUACUGACAGCAUUCUUUAACUCUUUAGAUGCAGCACGAGCUGGGUACCGCAAUCACUGUAGAUCUUCUUAGACCAGCCUCUGAUACUUUAGAAUGGCCGCAUCACUUGGAGGAAGGAAUCAGUUGAGUAAUCCUUGCUGACAUUGACAUGCACUGCACGGAAGGAGAAGCAGACCAAAGUCACUCCAUUGCAUUUUCGGCGAAUACUCUUCUGCACCUCUUCCUUGAUAGUUAAUGGUCCAAAGAAAUCUAUCCCAAAUGUAUAGAAUUGCAGCAAAGGCUGCAGUCUUUAAUACAAUGCACCUGUGACAAUGCUUUUGACUAACCUUUGGAGAAUAGUAAUCCAGAAGCAACAUCAGAUUAUAGCAACAGUAGCAGCAACGUCUAGGUGUCCACCCUUCCUGUGUUCAUCUUCAGCAAUCAGUUGCAACAGACGGUGAUUGAGAAGGGGGAGGAUGAACGUUUGCCUGUUCUGUGUCGCCUGCAUCUAGCACUCAGCUCAGCCUCUGACAGCUACAACAGUCAAGCCAUCUUUAUACUUUGGACAGAGUCUAAUAAACUUGCCCUCUUCAAUGUCUUUGGUAAUUAACUCUUGUACAUCCCUAAUCUUGAAUCGCUCAGCUGCAUCAAGGUCUUUGGUCUUAAGUUCGUUCAGUCCGCUGGGUGAGUGUUCAGUAACUUUAUUAUAACGCUUAUAAAGCUUCAGUAUUCUAGCUGUGGUAUUCGUCAAUAGCUCAUUCUUACUAAACCUUCCAAUGUUGAUUCUAGUUUCCAAUAUCUCUUUCUCUGUUGUCUAACAUUUGUGACUGCUUUGUGGUGCUUGGGUGGCUCUUCUACAUUGGCAUGGCUCGAUACCGGCCACUCCUCUACUGGCUGCGUAAAAAAGUCUGGGCCUCUCUGCUAUGUGCCGCGUGGUCCUAGUUCCGUGGGGUUUUUCCCUCAAGUUAACCAGUCUGCAAUGUUUAAGUUUCCUGCUACCCAAAACCACUCCUGAGGACUUGUCUUCCCUUGAAUUUCUCUGAUUUGCUUCGCUGCCUAGGUAUUGAAGCGGUAGCUUUCCUUGCUUAUCAUGGCCUUAACUAUUUUGCUGUGUACAAUGUGAUAAACAACAGUGAAAGUGUAUCUGGUCUCAGCUGGAGUGAAAACUCUCAGUCACUUACCAAUAACAGUGCCACUCAGCUCAAGGCACACAAUGUCAAUAACCAGGUAACAGGAGCUAUCCUGUUUGUGCUGGCAAUUAUACUUGCUUCAUAUGUCCCAUCUUUUGUCAACCACCUAGCAUAG
Molecule: messenger RNA, 1955 nt
Organism: Porites evermanni
Lineage: Eukaryota; Metazoa; Cnidaria; Anthozoa; Scleractinia; Poritidae
Source: the annotation of a GenBank genome assembly